This is a messenger RNA of Alexandromys fortis (reed vole), 6791 nucleotides long. It is a transcript of the gene Nexmif, whose product is annotated as neurite extension and migration factor. The record is from RefSeq and is a predicted model, not a curated record. The coding region runs from base 166 to 4617 and encodes 1483 amino acids. Gene Ontology annotation, cellular component: nucleus. Lineage: Eukaryota; Metazoa; Chordata; Mammalia; Rodentia; Cricetidae. Gene Ontology annotation, biological process: negative regulation of cell-matrix adhesion; negative regulation of cell adhesion mediated by integrin; negative regulation of neuron migration. The transcript is spliced from 3 exons.
AAAGGUGGGGAGGAUUAGGCUGCUAACAGUACUUAAUUGAGGGGUGCAUCUGUCCUGUUCAAGGUGAAUCCAAGUCGACUCCCCGAAGCUUACAAGAAUUCUUGGAGUUUGUGAAAAGGUUGAACGACAUUUGAAAUUGGGAUGAAACAGUAAGAAGCUACAUCCAUGGAUAACCAACAAGAUAAAGUCAUUGCUGCCUCAGCCGAUGAAGAAAACAGUCUAAUUAAUGGGAUCAAAGAAAAUGACUCAGAGGACCAGGAUGUGGCAAUGAAGUCAUUUGUAGCUCUAGAAGCUACUACACCAGUCCAACCUAUACCAGUGGUACAAAAAGAGCCCCCAAUGUUUCCUAGGGGUCUCCUACCUCUGCCGCCUAAGAAGCCGUGUGUGCAGAGCCCUCUAUCUCCUUUGGGCCUGAUGGAAGCACCUGAUCAUUCAGCUAAUAGCGCUUCUGUGAAUGCCAUCUCCCUCACAUCUGGAGUUGCAAAAGGCCUGAACACAUGGUCGCUGCCCAGUGAGUGUGAGAAAGCACCAUUUGCCAUCAUGGAGCCCGCAGGCAUGUCAGCUCUGAAUGGAGACUGCUUCAUGCAGCCAAGCCGGACUUGCUUAGGUUGCUUCAUGGAGUCAAAAGAAACAGUAGAUCCUGAACCAGGGAUCAGUCUAAAAGUCAGUGAUCCAAAUAGAGAUUAUGAAACAUGUGCAGUCUCUGAUGUAGGGAUUCAGUGCAUUAAUGCUGGAGAAAAUAUGAAAUAUGGAGAGCAGCUGUUUUCAGACCAGCUGUUAGGCUUCCCCCUGCAAAAACCAAGGGCAGGAGAUAGGCGAGAAACUGAAAAGCCUGACAUUGACUUGGAAGAUCCAACUCAGAAAGGUUAUUAUGAGGCAUUACUGUUAGAUAAGUGCAAUACAGAAGAAGCUUUACUGGCAAACUCCAAUCAGGAUUGGGGUUACUUUGAGACUUUUAUUAGUGAGAGUAAGAUUGAACUACUUGACCUCUGUUCCAAGAAUGAACUGUCUGUUAACCUUUUCUCUGAAGAAGAUGUGGAUAACUAUAUGUUCGAUGAUGAUGAGUCAACACUGGGCAGUGAUGUCUGCUCCCUCAAAAUUCGAUACGAGUCCUUUCAGGACAGUGUUCGAGAUAAGACCACCCUUCUGAUGCAGGAAGAUGCCCAAUUCAAUUUUUUCCCCAGUGUCUUUACUACAUGUCCCAAGAGGGAAUCUAAGAGUGGAAUCCUCAAGCAGAGCAGCGAUUUUUCUCAAUUCAAGGUCCCUGAUGUGAGCAUCAUCUGGGGAGAGGAAGAUAAAAACAUGGACAAGAAAAAAGACAAAGAGGAAGUGCAUGAAGACAAAAGUGUAGAGAAAAAACCUGAAACGGAUAAUGAAGAAAAGCCUGAAUUAAAUAAUAAACCAUGCAGUGGGCUUGAAGUAGAGCAAUUUAAGAACCUAAAGCCGGACCAUCUUACUAGUUCCCUGGAGACACCAGGAACUUUCAGUGAUGAUAAUUCCUUCAUUGAGGUCUCAUAUGAUGCCAUGGGGGAGAUCAAAGACUGUAGCCGCUAUAUGUCUCGGGAAACUAAUUCUGGAAGCUCAUCCUCCCAGCAGAACUAUGGACUGAGAGCCAAGAGAAAAGUCAGAUACAGUGAAGAUUAUCUAUAUGAUAUUGACUCACUAGAAGGAGAAAAAGUAAAUGAGAGAAAGGAAUGGCUUCCAGGUGGUUCGAAAGAAGAUGAUGAUGAUGAAUGGUGUCCCAAAAAGAGAAGAAAAGCAACCCGGAAGGAGCCCCCUGUUAUUAUCAAAUAUAUCAUCAUCAAUCGUUUUAAAGGUGAGAAGAACAUGCUGGUGAAGCUAAGUAAGGUAGAUGCCAGUGAGACAACAGUAAAUUUGAGUGAGAAUCAGCUCAGUAAGUAUGCCAAGUUAGCACCUUUGAAGGGCUUCUGGCAAAAGAAGAAAAAGCAGAGAAACAGCAACACAGACGCCAUCAAAACACCCUUAUGCCAGAAGCAAAGCUUUGAACCAGGUAACUUUGAGGUGUCAUUCCUGCCACCUGCUCGUAAACGAAAAUCUAAGCUUGGCAACAGACACAAGAUUCAAAAGAUCCAAUCCAUGGAAUCUUCAGCAAGCAGUAAGCAGGUUUCAUUCUGCAGUGAUCAAAAACAAGCUAGUAAUCACAAAGAAGAAGGCAGCUUCAAAGGUACACCAAAGUCAGCACCUCUUGCUGCUCCAAGCUGUGCCAGUGGCUCACAUUUAGGUGGCAUCAUAGUCCCUGACUCAGUCAAAGUCAAAACUCAAGACUCAGAGUUUAAGGGGCCAGAAAGGAAAGUGCUCAACAAAAUUAAAUUUAAAAGUGAAGCUAGGUUAAAAUCCAAAAAAAUCAAAACCGGACAAGAAAACAAACCAGUUCAAAUGAGCCCUGUCUUAGAAGACCAAUCCUCCAAGGCUGAUUUAAAAAAUGAAGUCAUUCCUGGAACCUCAAACAGUUCCCAUCUGUCUGAAUUUCACGAGACAAAGGUUAAGAAUUCCACCUUCUUACCAACCACCUGCUCUUCUGAAAUGCCUUUAUCUUCUGCUAAUGUUGCCACUAAUAUACCUGUUAUCCCUGGAGGGUAUCUGCAAACACUGUUAGAUGCUUCUGACUUGUCAAAUAAUACUAGUAUCUCAUACUUCACCAGCCAUUCUCCAGAUCAAAAUGAAGCCAGCCUUGCUCAAAUGGAAAAAUCAUUUGUACCUCUCCAGUCUUCUCAGGACUGUGUGCUGUCCUCAUCUUCUGAGUCUGAGCUGCAACAAUCAUCUCAUGACUUCAAAAUGGAAGCAAGCAACUAUGGAAGCAUGUGGUCCAACAAGGCUACAUCUGGCCCACAAGAGUUCAUGACUGAAGUCUCAAGGGAGAUCGCCACAAACCAAUCUGAUGAAUUCGAAGUGUCCCAAGUAGUCUCCAUGGAGAAUAACCUCACAACUCUAACAUACAGUCCUGUCUGCCUCAACAGUGUCAGCAAUGAUUGCAACAAGAUUCUGUAUGCCUCUGUGCAGGACUCUCAUCUCCCAUCUGAUGACUCUUAUCAGUUGUGUCACUUUAAUAACGGAGAGCUCUGCUUUCCUUUCCAGCAGGCUCCACUCAGUACAGACGAUGACAGCCGGCUCUUUAACUUUGAUUCAAUGACUCCCUUUUCUGUCAGUUCAAGCAAUUAUUGUCCCUUAAGCUUGAAAUCCUGUGAAAACGAUGGUGAUGAUGAGAUCACUGAUGACUUCUUGGCCCACUGCAGCCCGAAACUGGUGAUCCAGCAAAGCAUUGAUGAGAUUGCACCACUAAAAGAGUCCACUGACCUCCUCGAUAUCUCCAACUUCACUCCUGACAAGUUCCGCCACUCUUCCCUCUCAGAAAUGUCUCCACCGGACACACCCAGCCUUUCUCCUCAGAGUACCAGAUGUGAGGGUGUCAAAACACUAGGAACCAUGAAGGCAUUCCAAGAAGGUGUCCCAGGAUCGUUGGGCAGCAUGGAGAAAAUCAAGUGGGACUGUGGUACCCUUUCACAACAGGUCCAUGUGGAUGAUGCCUUUACAGUAAAUAACCAUCCGUUUCAGUUCCAUAUGUUCAACGAUGAGGACUCUGUUGGCCUGCUCCAAAAUAACCCUUGCCUGUCAACCUUUGACGAGUCAGCUGGGCAAAUCAGUGCCAACAACAAAGUGUCAAAAGCAAGAAAGAAAGUUUCACCUGGCAAGAGUGGGGCUGUGAGCCAAAGUUCUUCACAGAAAAAUGCCAAGAAAAAGUCCCCCAAAGCCAGCAACAAAGGGGGUGAAAAGCCACCUAGCAAAACCUCCCGCCAGGUUUCUAAAUCAACAAAGAAAGGGAAACAUGUGGCUGCAGUCAAUGGAGAGAAAAUGCAGACUGGGAGUGGCCAUGGUGGGGGCCAACCCAACAGCACAUCCUCCAGUGGCAAGACUGAAUGUAUUCAACAUGGUGGGCCUGUUGCCCCUGUGAAGAUUCCAAGUCAGAAGGGACUUUCUGGAGACUGGGCUUUGGGAAAGGAAAGCAAGCCAGCCUGGAAUGACAUGAGUACAGUCACUAAUACCAACAACCUUCUGGAUGAUGACCAACGGGAAUUUCAAGAGCCUUCCUAUAUCUUGUCCAACAUUGCCUCUGGUAUGGCAGAUGUGCAGAGAUUCAUGAUGGCCUCCAUAGAGCCCCUUUGGGAACCCAUGGACCAGCAAGGGGAGUCCAACACAUUCUACUCCCCUGAUUCCAAUAGCCUGAAGUUAAAAACCCUCAAAAUAUUAGCUGGUACACCACAAGAAUCUAAGAAAAAGGUUAAUAAUGGGUCUUCAGGAGCUUCUAAGAAUCACAAAUCAGUCAAAGGUGCGAGCAAAAGCAACGGGAAAGCAGCAGUUGCUGAUCCUGGUCGUGAAGACAUGCCUGGCUACAAUGAGGACUCUCAAUCUGCCUUCUUUGAUAAAAAGCACAGUAACAUGAGCACUUCAGGCAAUAAUGGACCAACACACAAGAAAUUAUAUCGUCACAAAGCCAGCUCCAAGACCCAGCGAGAUGAGAAAUAUAAGGGGAAACGUGUGGAACGAGAACAGGUCCACAAGGAUGAGGCUGGCACAGCUUCUUUUGAAAAACUGAGGUAAUACUGCACCAAAAUGGCUAAGAAGAGAUGUUUCCUUGACUUUCCUACUACCUGCUGAGUCCAGAGUUCCUCAUUUUUCCCUCUUGAAAGCAGAAGUUUGCAUGAGAGACUCUUUCCUAUUCUCUUCCUUUUUCAAAUCAAAAAGAAAAGAAAAACGUGCAUAGAAAUCCCUGUUCCUUUAAGCCACUCAAAAUAUCGGCCAAUUUUGUUGUGGUUAGGCUAGGGAUAAGUUCUAACAGAGGCUACAUUUUCCUCCUAUUCUGCAUUAAUUAUUGCUUAUUAAAAAUAGAACUAAAAUAUGCUCUUGAAUGAUUUUUGGAAUGGAAGGGCUUUGCAAUAAAGACAGAUUCUGAACAACGUAAUCAAAAAGUCAUGUAGACAAAAAGCCAAGAUCAUUUCAACAAAAGAGCAUUACUUGUCAACACACGGCAAUUAGGAGUACUUUCUCUAUCAUUCUGCAUCAGACGACAUCUAGUAUGGUGUCAAUGUAUUUAUAUGGUAUGAUCCCUUUGUGGACAUACACUAAAACUUACUAAGAUGGCGUAAAUUCUUUGAUUUUUUUCUGCAGAGAUUCCAACUACAAUCUCUUAAAAGCAGAAAAAGCAUUUGGGGUUUUACCUGUGUUUGAAGAAGAGACUCACAUUUUCCAGAAAGACAUUUAAUGUUUGUGUUUUAUUUCUUUCAAAAUAAGCUUUGUGGUAUGUAUGUUGACCUGUAAGUGCUUAAAGAAAAACUUAAAUUGUGGGAAUAAGUCUUUGAAAUCAAACUUUAAUCUGAUGUUCUGUGUAAAAGACUUUAAAAGUCAUACAGUUGCACAAGUAGUUUAUGCACUGUUUGCCCACAAGGAAAAAAUGGAAAACAUUGUGCCAAACUACAAAUAAGUAACUGUACUGUAUAUAGUUUUACUUCUAUAUCAACAUUUGGUUGUGAGUAUUUGGGGGGACUUGUCCCUGUUAAUAUACUAGAAACAUUCCAGUGGUUCUUGCUAUUAAGCACCCCCACUUUUGUGGCUAGCACCUGUAGAUCACAGUGGAAACAUAUGUUGUGUUAUAAAAAUUACCAAAACAAAGGAAAAUGUUUGAAUUGUGCCAAAUCUUCUUACCUCAUCUCCCAUAUUCACCCCAUCAUCAGUGAUUAUUAAAUCUAUAUGUAUAUACAUGCUCACACAUGUGUAUACAAUAUGCAUGUGUGUUUACAUACAUACACACAUCCAUGCAUACAUUCUUUUGACUGUUUUAAACUCUACUAUCUUGUGUGGAAACAUGAACAAUUAAGCAAGGCACAAUAAAGAUUUGUUUGUUCCUAAGUCUAAGGAUUAAAAUGUUGGAAAGGCUUAAAGGUCACAACAGCUAAGUCCAUUAGGGACAGAGUAUUUGCAUUUACAGAACCUUGUACAAGGAAAUAAAACAGCUGCUUUGAAAGUUUGUUUUCCAAAGCAAAAUCUGUAGCGGAAAGUAAUUUAAAGUGCAAAGUUAUAUUGCGGAUACUUUAUAUCUCAGUUUUAUAUAUUUUAUAAUAGUCUGGGAUAAAUUAUAAAAUAGCUAUAGAAUUGACACUAAUAAUAAAUGAAAUACAUAGAUUGCUUUUAUUUAAGUAGUUUCCUAAAUGUUUUAUUCCAGUUUUGUCAAAAGUGCACUCACAACAUGGCUUUAGUGUUCUUUAAAUGUUGAGCUUGCAAAGCCAAUGUCAUUUUUAAAAAGGACAUUGCAGAUUGACAAAGUUUUUCUUCCUGUGUUUAAAUACAUAUAGAUCAGGUAAGUUGAACAAUAUGUGGAAACAACCAAUUGAGGCCAUCUAUACAUAGUCUGAGGAUGGCUACUCUUGGAUACCUUAUAAAUAAACAUAAAUCUCAAAUUUUAAUAAUUUUUAAAAAUCACAUUUUCGGUUCAGCCUUCCCUUCCACUACCUUGAAAAAAACUUUCACAGUUCCAACAUCCCUCACUACUAGCCUUUUCUUCCCCUUUUUUCACCACUUGACUCCUAACAUUUGCUCUCUUUUCCUUGCACAGUUAAAGGCCUAUAUGCCCGAUGACUGAUGCACUGUGGCACAGAUGAGAUAAUGGAUGUGAAAGCGCUUUGUAGAUCCUAAGUGCUAUACCAAUAUAGGGGAUUAAUAUUAUUAAUGUUGUUGGUUGUUGUUGUUGUUACUAUUCUUACUAAUAUUGGUACUAACCU